AUGAAGUUCUCACAUAGUAUCCAGUUCAAUGCGGUGCCCGAGUGGAGUAACAACUACAUCUCGUACAGCAACCUCAAGAAAUUAAUAUAUUCUCUUGAGAAGAGGCUCCACCAAGCCAAUGCCAUCCCUGAAGAUGUCGAGUCAUCACCACUUCUGCCUGGCGACUCCGAGGAUCCCGACAAAGUCUUUGCGCGCGCUCUGGAUCACGACCUCGAGAAGAUUUGUUCUUUCUACCAAUUGAAGGAGUUGGAGAUCUAUGGGGAAGUCGAGUCACUACUCUCGGAUGAACACGACUUUGAGGAAGAGACAAGGGAGCAAGAUGGAGAGCACGAGGCAGGGCCCGCUGCACGGAAUGGCACUCUGGCAAAAGCGAGGAAGGCUAGUAUGUUCAAGGGUUUCAGUAUUGGUCGACGCCGACGUGCUAGUACCUUAAGCGGCCACCAGGAAGAACCCGACAGCGAUGAUGAGCGCACUGCUCUGACCAAGUCAACCUCUCGGGAUGGAAACCCAUAUGACAUGUCGGCGAGCUCCAACCACGACACUUCGUCGCGCCGACGCCCCAGCAGCUCCCAUGACUUUGACGACCAAGCUCUUGAUGUGCUUUAUAACGAAGGUGUGACUCUUAAAAAGCGCACCGUCAGCCUUUACGUCACCCUGUGCGAACUGCGCUCCUUCAUCCAACUGAACAAGACUGGUUUCGGAAAAGUCCUGAAGAAGUACGACAAAACUCUGGAUCGCAAACUUAAAGACCCUUAUAUCAAGGAAAAAGUCGACACUGCCUAUCCUUUCCAACCAGAAACUCUUGACCGCUUAAACGGCAACAUCGAGAAAAUUGAGACAGCAUACGCAGAUCUGGUAACCAAAGGCGAUGUCGACCUGGCUCGCCGUGAGCUACGUCUUCAUUUGCGAGAACACGUCGUUUGGGAGCGCAACACUGUCUGGCGUGAGAUGAUCGGUAUCGAACGCAAAGCUCAAGCUGCCAACAUGGGUCUCGGUCAGACCAUGCUGGGUGGUGUUGAGGAUCGUGGAAAGGCACGCUUGCAGGGCGAUGAGGAGUUGGAAGCUACCAAGGAGGUUGUGACACCUCUCGGUAAGUACAGGUGCCCACGCUUCCUCCUCUCAAGCACUUUCUACACUCUGGUGGCCGUGAUUGCGGUGUUCUUCGUUCUACUGUUCGCUCCGAUCAUGGAGUCUCCAGUCGAGCAGAACUGUUUGGCACUCGUCGUCCUGGUCAGUCUUCUGUGGGCCACCGAGGCUAUCCCGCUCUUUGUAACAUCUCUGCUCGUGCCCUUCCUCGUGGUGGUUUUGCGCGUCGUCAGGUCCGAAGCCGAACCUCACAACCGUUUGGGGUCCAAGGCAGCAGCUACAUUCAUCUUCAGUGCCAUGUGGUCUCCCGUCAUCAUGCUUCUGCUCGGAGGCUUCACUAUCGCUGCUGCAUUGAGUAAGCACAAUAUUGCAAAGAUGAUGGCUACAUUUGUGCUUAGCAAGGCUGGCACAAAGCCUCGCAACGUGUUGAUCACCAGUAUGUUCGUGGCCAUGUUCGCAAGUAUGUGGAUCAGUAACGUUGCCGCUCCUGUGCUCUGCUUUUCCAUCAUUCAGCCUAUCCUCCGAAAUCUGCCUGCAGACUCAGACAUGUCAAAAGCCUUGCUCCUGGGUAUUGCUCUCUCUUCCAACAUGGGAGGUGCGGCGUCACCGAUUGCCUCGCCUCAGAACUUGAUUGCUCUGCAGAACAUGACACCGGCUCCUGGUUGGGGAGUUUGGUUCUUCAUUGCGCUUCCAGUCUGCAUCAUCUCCAUCCUUAUGAUUUGGGUCCUUCUCCUGGUGACUUUCCGACCUGGUCGCAAUACCACCAUUGUGCCCAUUCGUCCUAUGAAGGAUAAGUUUACUCCUACUCAAUGGUUCAUCAGCUUCAUUACAGUUGUCACCAUCGUGCUCUGGUGUUUCAGUCAUCAACUGGACUUCGUCUUUGGCGAUAUGGGUGUUAUCGCCAUCCUUCCAAUGGUCGUAUUCUUCGGUCUUGGUAUCCUUAACAAGGAGGAUUUCAACAACUUCCUCUGGACAAUCAUCAUUCUGGCUGCUGGUGGACUUGCUCUCGGAAAAGCUGUCAACUCGUCUGGUCUGCUUCGCACUAUUGCAGUGUCCAUCACCACUCGUGUCGAAGGUCUAGGCCUCUAUAGUGUAUUGGUUGUCUUUGCUGCACUGAUUGGUGUGGUGGCCACUUUCAUCUCACAUACAGUCGCAGCUCUGAUUGUGCUGCCUUUGGUCCAGCAGGUUGGUGAGGGUAUGAGCGAUCCCCACCCCAACCUUCUUGUUAUGGGUAGUGUGCUCAUGGCCUCUGCUGCCAUGGGACUCCCUACCUCAGGUUUCCCCAACAUGACUGCAAUCAUGAUGGAAGAGCCAAACACUGGCAGACGUUACCUGCAGGUAAAGCAUUUUAUUACUCGCGGUGUGCCUGCCUCAAUUCUGGCUUACGCUGUUAUCAUCUCGGUUGGGUACGGUCUGAUGCUGGCUGUUGGAUUCUAA
This is a messenger RNA of Aureobasidium melanogenum CBS 110374, 2523 nucleotides long. Its product is annotated as SPX domain-containing protein. Gene Ontology annotation, cellular component: membrane. Gene Ontology annotation, biological process: monoatomic anion transmembrane transport; phosphate ion transport; polyphosphate metabolic process. The record is from RefSeq and is a predicted model, not a curated record. The coding region runs from base 1 to 2523 and encodes 840 amino acids. NCBI's taxonomy places the organism in Eukaryota, Fungi, Ascomycota, Dothideomycetes, Dothideales, Saccotheciaceae. The transcript is spliced from 4 exons. Gene Ontology annotation, molecular function: phosphate transmembrane transporter activity.